AUGCUCGAAACAGGCGCAGCAGUCUUCAGGCAAACUCAUUCGAGAAAUUGGGUGAUUUCUUUUUCUGAAAGAACCACAUUUGAGGUUAGUAUGAUCGAAAAAGAUCGGAAGUCAAAACGUCGAAAAAUAAAAUAUCGAAAAAUAUUCUUCUAUAGAAAAUUAAAAAAGACGUAUUAUUUUUGCAGUAAAUAUUUUAUUCUGUAUUAA
Molecule: messenger RNA, 207 nt
Organism: Adineta ricciae
Lineage: Eukaryota; Metazoa; Rotifera; Eurotatoria; Adinetida; Adinetidae
Source: the annotation of a GenBank genome assembly